Messenger RNA from Lottia gigantea (owl limpet), 1707 nucleotides. RefSeq lists its product as hypothetical. The transcript is spliced from 5 exons. The record is from RefSeq and is a predicted model, not a curated record. The coding region runs from base 1 to 1707 and encodes 568 amino acids. Gene Ontology annotation, biological process: immune response; toll-like receptor signaling pathway. Lineage: Eukaryota; Metazoa; Mollusca; Gastropoda; Lottiidae. Gene Ontology annotation, cellular component: membrane. Gene Ontology annotation, molecular function: transmembrane signaling receptor activity.
AUGUGGAGAAGACUGGAUAAGAAUAUUUGCUAUCAUGUUCCUUUAGCAAACGGUACGAUAUAUUACGGCGUGAUAGAAGCCGGCUUUAAUUUCGACUUCUCUGGGAAUACUCCACCCCCCUCUAAUAAUAACUGUGCCCAAAUAACAAAUUACUGUAUCCUUCCAACUUAUUGUCUACACAAUGGACAAUGUAGCUUUAAUACAACAUUAUGUGAGACUAAUUGCCAUUGCCCCUCUCCAUACACUGGUAAAAGAUGUAGAGAGAAACUAUGUCCCGAUGGAUGUGGUGGUAACACUACACUGUGCUUAAAUGGAGGAUCGUGUACUAUAAAUAAAGAUACGUGUCAACAGCAAUGUGUUUGUCCAGAAGGUUAUACAGGAAUUAACUGUGAAUCUAACAUCCAAGUCACAAAUGAUACAGAGACUGACCAAGAAUGUCCAAUGAAUCUAUGUGACAGUUUUGCCUUCUGUUAUAAAGGUAUAUGUAAACAAAAUAAACGCACAUGCGCACCGUAUUGUAUUUGUGAAGACGGCUUCACUGGAUCUCAGUGUGAAACAUUCAUUGAUUCUUCAGACACCACAACAGCAUCUACUCCAUCUAUCCCAUCUACAAGUCUAGCGCCACUGGCUUUAAGGCAAUGUGCCUCUGGUUUUACUUGUAAACAUGGUAUAUGCGAUCAAGAGAAAUUAAAAGAAAACCGAUUUAAAUGUAACUGUGACAAGGGAUUUAUUGGAACCACCUGUCGAAAGCCAUGUCGAGUGGACUGUGGUGAAUAUGGACAUUGCUAUUUAGAUGGUCUGAAAGAAAGAUGCGCCUGUCAUCCAGAUUGGGUUGGGGAAAAUUGUACUGAUCCUAAACCGACACCCGCGACAUUAAUAGCACCAGCAAAUGCGGGCUGGGUAUGGUGGGUUGCUGGUAGUUGUAUUGGAUUAUUAGUUUUAUUGGUAUUUUUACUAAUUGUUCUACCAGUGUGGUUAUGGAAGAGAAGAGAGAUAUUCAUCAUGAAAAUUGUACAUUAUAUGCAGCCUUAUGAAGAUUCUGAUGGCAAAAUGUUUGAUGCGUUCAUAUCCUACAAAUCACAUCCUGAUGAUGAGGGCUUUGUUCUCAAUCACGUUUUCCAGAAGUUAGAGAAAGAAUUGGGGUUUAAACUUUGCCUCCAUUUCAGAGAUUUUAAAGUCGGCGAAACGAUUGCCAACAAUAUUCUUUGGGCAGUAGAGAAUAGUAGAAGAACGGUGUUGAUUAUUUCGCCCAACUAUCUGGGAAGUGAAUAUGCACAGUUUGAAUUUCAAACCGCCCAUUUGGAAUCAUUAAGCCUUCACUCUAGAAUAGUGCCAGUUAUAUAUAAAGAUAUAUCACAACAUCAAGGUAGUAUUGACGCCACAUUAAAACAUAUCCUAAGAACCAUCACAUACCUAGAGUGGCCUACCAUUGAAGACAACAAAAAGGAAACCAAAUUUUGGAAGCGUCUUGCUCUGUCCCUUCCAAAACGUAAAGAACUUGAUGCUAAAUCCAUCGAGGCGAAAUUAUCACCAUCAAAAGAUCAUUCUGAUAAUCAUAUUAACUUACUCAGUUAUAAAACAUUGAACAGUAAAAGUACUGAGACCAUGUGGACUGAUGUUUCAUUGGAUGAGACCAAGGACACUGGUAAUUACCAUAAAAAUCUCGUAAGCAAUAGUGGUGAUGUGAGUCUCAAUAUGACUGAAUGA